Molecule: messenger RNA, 741 nt
Organism: Punica granatum (pomegranate)
Lineage: Eukaryota; Viridiplantae; Streptophyta; Magnoliopsida; Myrtales; Lythraceae
Source: RefSeq, a predicted model, not a curated record
AUGUCGAAUAUCAUAUUCUUUCCUGCAACAAAAGAUGUCUUACAGGGUAAGGAAGCAGCAGCUGCUACACCAGAAACAAAGGCAAAAAGCAAAGGUAGAACUUCUAGAAAAGAUAAGCAAGACGGCACUUCUAAUGAACCAGAAGGAACACGUACCUUAGAAAUCAAACAGGAAAGUGUAUCAGGUAGUCUCAAGUCGCAGAAACGAACAGCUGCAGAGAAAGCAAAGGUAGGAAUUUCUCGGCAAGCACAGGCUAACCCCGAGCAAGAUGGGCAUCAGAAGGAACACUUGCCGAGCAAAGGUCGAAUAUCUAUAAAGGAGGAGAAAGCAACGGCUGAGAAUGACGAGGGGCAGAAGAAACGCAGGUUGAGCACUCUCUACGCUGAUGAGAGAUUAAAAGACAAACAACCUGAGCAAGAGAAGCCAGACAGCAAGAAGGCGAAGAUGUCAAGCGCCAAGAAGGAAGGUAAAUCAGAAGUGCCAAAAUUAGCCGAGUCGGUGAAGAAAGAGAAGCCAGCGCCAAAGUUGCUCGCAAAACCCGAAGAGCUUAGGACGCGGAGAUUGAAAGUGAUGAAGACUCUAGGAUUAAUUGGGCCCUCAGGUUCACCAUUUCACAGAAACGGUCAGAUCAUAGUUGUAGAUUGAUAAAUAACUGCUGGAAACGAGUUACUUUUGUCAUUGUAAUUGCAUGAGUUCCAUCCCCUAAACAGGAAACUCAAUUCUACAAAUUCGUUGAACUCU